This is a messenger RNA of Rotaria sordida, 7919 nucleotides long. The record is from the annotation of a GenBank genome assembly. NCBI's taxonomy places the organism in Eukaryota, Metazoa, Rotifera, Eurotatoria, Philodinida, Philodinidae.
GUCCAGAAAUAAUACUGAUCGGAGUUUUUUAGGUUUUCAGCUUAAAACUCUGAAAAUCUAUUAUACUUUGAUGUAAAUAUACUAAUUGAAUUUCUAAUUUUUUGAUUAGUUCAUUAAUUAGUUAUGAAGGGGUCUUCGAUUACAUCAGCACGCAUCGUUCCUUAAAAGAAAUCUUUUAUUUCAGCAGAGCGAUUCAAAACAAACACAGCAAUAAGUCAAAACGAAGAUCAACAUAUAUAAAUAAUGGAAGAUAUGCCUUGAAAUAACUAUUGAUUGAGAGACCUGCUGGAUGAAAUGGUCUACAAAAUCCGAAGAAGAAUACCCCGCCUUUCGGCUACCUUGCGGUGUAGGGUGCUGUCCGAGGACAGUUUUGAUAAGCCCGAUAUUUUUCCUACGUCUAUUGGUAGUACAGCUCUGGACAGAAGGCCAGCCUGACGCAGAGUUCUUCCCGCUCAAUCACUUAAGCUUCCCAUACACACUGACUAACCACAUACUAGUCACACGGACUUUUUUAUUGUAUGUCAACGCGUAGCCAGUUUGUUAUCGGAUGGGUGGUCCAAGAUAAAACAGUCGUUAGUAACUUGUCCAAGGUCAUUCUAUGACUGAUGAAGCCGAGGUUCGAACACAGUAUCUUGUGAAUAUGGGUCAAACAUCUUAACCAUUCAGCCAUACCGGCCUACAAAAUCCGUAAACAUCUAUUAUUUGAGUAAGCUUCGGUACAUCGGCUGCCCUGCUCAGUGUGCAUUGCACAGCAUUGUCUAUGAUAUAACCAUUUGACAUCUUUCCACUGUUUCACACAUCAGUGAAAGACAUGUUAGCAGCUAUCUGGGCCUAAUCAGCCAUCCAAUAUCUACUUUCAUGUACUAUGUUCUAUGCCGUUUUUGAUUAAAGUCAUCAUUAUUAUUUUCAUGAUUGUUUUAUCUAGACACAGUAAACGCAAGACGGCUGGACACAAUAUUUGUUGACUCUUGGCUUUUGUAAAGUUGACAUUUGAAUUAAUAGUCAAUAUUCGUUCAAUCACCACACAUACUGUCGUCUCAUCUCCAAAAUCUGGCAAAGACUGUACUGGAAAUGCAGUUAAUUAACCAUCGACAGAAUUGACCCUAGUCUCAAUCCUGCUCAUUCCUUGAGAAACCCUGGAAAGAUCUUGCAGGAUCCUGAAUCUCAAGGAUCCGAUCAAGUUUUAUUCAGGAUCCUAUUCCGAAUCCUGGUAAUUCCUGUUUCCAAGAUUUUUCAAGGUGAAAUAGAAUUCUAUUCAGGAUUUCUUCAGGCUCCUGCUCAAAUAUUUUUCUGAGUUGAGAAUACAGGAUCCUACCAGGAUUUACUCAAGAUCCUAUCAAUGAUCCUCUCAAGAUUAUGAGAGAAGAUUCUGUCAAGAUUUUAUUAGAUUUUCGUCAGGAUCUAGGUCAAAUCUUUGUAUCAAGAUCCUGUCAGGACUGAUAUUCACAUCAGACGAGAAUCUUGGCAAGAAAAUAACAAGAUUAGUCAGAAUACGAAGCCAACUAAUCCUGCAAAGUUUCAAUCGGGAUCUUAUUCAGAAUCUUUCAAGAAUAUGCGUUUCCAUAUUUUGCAAGACAGUAUCGAUUCUAAUCAGGAUCUUGAUAGGAAAAUAUAAGGAUUUAGCAAAGAUCUUUACAGCACCCUGCUUAGUUUCUUCAGUCGUAUCUAUUUCUUGAGACAACCUCGAAGGAUCUUUAAGAAUCAUAAAUCUUAAGGAUCCUGUCAGAUUUGAUUCAGGAUUCUAUCCAGAAUUAGUUCAAGUUCUUGCUCGAAUUUUUUUUGUAUUGAUAUUGCAGGAUUCUAUCAGGAUUCACUUUCGAUCCUAUUCAGGAACCUGACAAAAGUCAUACGGAGGAUUUCGUCAGAAUUUCGUUAGGUUUGAAUCAGGAUCUGUUCUGGAUCCUGAUACGAGGAUCCUGUCAAGAGUUAUGUUAUUUCAGAGAAGGAUCUUCCGAGGAAUAAAACAAGAUUAGUGAGAAUCCUCAACUGAAUAAUCUUGCCAAGCUUCAAUCAGGAUCCUGCGAGAAACUGUUCAAGAACAGACAUUUCGGACCCUUAAAAAAAGUACAAGUAUGAGCAGGAUCUUGAUAGGAAAAUAUGAGGAUUCAGUUAAGAUCUUUCCAGGUUUGUGUUUAGAGACUAUUCAAAAUUUAAUUUGCAGGAUGCUGUCAAGAACCUAGCAAGAAUGCAUGAAACAGCUCCUUCAUAUUAUUAGCUAGGCUUACAUCAGGAUCCGUUCAAGCUUUGUAAAUCUAUAGAUUACAACAGAAUUUCAAUACCAAUGUUGAGCACAAUCUCAACAAAAAUAAAUAGAAGGAUGUUUAAGAUAUUAUUGUGUCUUUAUUUAGAACGCGACAAAAUUCUGAUACCUUAAUAAUCUGCUAACAUUUCUAUUCUGAUCCUGAUUUGGUAAUUUUAAUAAAGAAAUAGAACGAAUCUUAAAAAUCUCAGAAAAAUAUUUUCUAAACCUCUUUAAAGUUUAUAUAAAAGUUGCUUUGAGAUUCGAACUACAAUAUUAAGUUCUUUUUUUAUCUUAUCAGGAAAAUAAAAUUGAAUAUCAUUAAAUUAGAGUGUUAAUUUGAAUCUAGUCAUCGUAAAAUUUUUUCGUUCAAUAUAUAAUUUUAAUCAGUAGCAGACCUUUUGAUAAAAACUGCUUAUAGUUUUCAUUAUGCUCGAAAAAAAACUCCAAAUAUUUUUUUGAACCAAAUUGAAAUAAAUAAAUUCUAAAUAUAUUUUUCCAAUUGAAUUAAAAUUAGAAAAAUCCAAAUACAGUUUUUAAUUCAAAUUGAAAUAAAAAAAUAUGCGAGAUGCAUUUUUUAAAUCAAGUUAAAAUUUAAAAAAUUCGAAAUAUAUUUUUUAAAUCGAAUUUAAAUAUUCGGAAAUGAUAAAAUUUCACCGACUAAAAUAAAUAUGUAAAAUAAUAUUGCAUUUUCAGAAUUUUAUUGAAAUAAUUUCUAUCUACAUAAAAUUCAAAUGGAAGUUUACAUUAAAGUCAGAAAUGAAGAUAUUGAGCGUUGAAGUGAUAGAGAAUGACAUGACACAUCCAGCUGGGUAAGCUGAUCAGUAUUUAAACUGUAGGUCUAGAGAUCGAUACUCUAUGUGUUCAUUUCAUUUAUAUUCUAUUUAGAAAAUCCUGCAAAGAUUCUGCCAAGAAACUAACAACAUCCUGAAGGAAAUCUAGUUCAAUCCUACAGAGAUUCUGUCAAGAAAUUCGAUUAUAUCUUCGAGGAAACCUCGUCAAAUUCUGAAAGAUGUAAUCAAAAAUCUUUUUUUCCAAUGUUGAAUUAUUGAAACCCUGAAAGGAUCCUACAAUUUCGUGGCUGCACAUUUCUUUUAGGAAUCAUCAAUUUUCUGACUUAAUCUUGAUUCAAAAACAAUGAUAAACUUGUCAGGAUCCUUGAUAAUCUUCUUUUGAAUCCUGGCAAGAUCCUUAAAAAUCGUGGCUACACACUUCUUUCAGAAAUCACUGAUUUCUUGGCUCAAUCCUGAUUCAAAAACAAUGGUAAACUUGUCAGGAUCCUUGGAAAUCUUGAUUGGAAUCCUGUGAGGACCCUAAAAUUCCCUGGAUACACACUUCUUUCAGGAUUUAGUCGUUUCCUCAGGAAAAAAAAGCGAAUCCUUGCAGGAUCCUGACUAUAUCUGUCAAGGAUCUGGCGCUGAAACAUCAAAGAUUUUCCUUAUGGAAAAGUCGUACUGAUAAUGGUUAUUAUCUUCGUAGUGGAAAGUAAAAAGAAUUUGAUUGAAAUACGCUCAUGACAAGCGAAGAAUUAAUUGAAAAUGGAUGAAAAUACCACCCACAUCUGAUUUCACACGAACUUCUUUGUUUGUAUGUGAUAGUUGAAAGAAACCUGUUUACUAUACCUGAAGCAAACAUGUCCAAUAGUUACAGAAUGAGUUAAGUUUACAGUUAGAGAUUAAUGUCGAAUGCUCACUCGUUUUGAUUGAGUUCGAUGAAAAAAGAUAACAUCAAAGGAAAGACUCAAACUGUUGUUGUCAAGUUGACAUAUUAUUUUAUGAUAAGAUUAAUUAACAUGUUCGAAUUAUCAGAUAAUUUUGGAAAACAUUCAUCACUAUUCCCAUAAUAGUUUGCAACCGUGAUAAUCAUAUGUCAGAUUGUGAUUAAGCUCGAAAUAAGUCGCUUGAUGAUACUGAGCCCACAAACACGUUUAGGUUAAUUGUUUGAGUGGGCGAAGUCUUCUUACCUACACCCUCAUAACUCACAAAAACACGGCACCUGAUUAAAUAGAGUUUGUGUAUAGGAUUGAUAUAAUCGUAGUCCUUAUCUAGGAACACAGUAAUUGAUGGUGUAGAUAAUAGGCGUGUUUUAGGCUUUUGGCGAAAUACUCCGUUCGAUCUCUGAAAGCUAUCAAAUACAUCUGAAAACUGUUUCCGUAGAGCGGUUCUCGAAAUAAUUGUACCGAUGCACACUUUUUCCACAGUGAUAGUGUAUAUUCUACAAUUAGGUAAUUCUUGGUUUAUUCUGAUUUCUCAUUCAAAAUUUAUAUUUCGUUUAUAUCUUGCAAAUCUUGAUAAUCGAUUCCGCAGAGUAAAAGUCUCUGACGAGUGUCUUUCGCGGACUCGAGAUCUAGAUCCUUGCAACAAAACUUUUUUCUGUUAUUCGAAUAUAUGAAAUUUAAGUUGACGGUCUUGGAAUCAGAUUAGAUUAGCAUUAUUGAGUACGAGUAGAUUUACAUUAGAAUGGACUAGUGUCGAGAAAUAAUUCAUGAUAUGAUAGUUUGUGGAGACGUAGUUUUUCUUAAAGAAAGGCUUAAGUAUGAACGGUGACUAUUUAUUGUCUUUUAACUGGCAGGACUAUAAGAAGACUUUCUGAUUUUCAAUUUACUAUUUGCUUUGAUAUAAAAGAAGCUUUUCUAAAAAAGAAGUUUUAUCGAGGCUGCCAUUCAGGCACAUUCAUGAUUUGUAUACUAAAAAUAAUCUCUGAUGUAUUGACGGUUGUAUAGUAGGAUCUGUUGACAUUGUGGUUUCGUUUUUGUUUUCGAAAAUCGAUACUCAUAUAGAUCAUGUGUAGUAUGUCAAAUCAUAUCUAUUAAUUUACUAUGUUGUCCUGACUUUAGUGUUCUACAUAUUGUCUCCGAUGUCCUUAGAAUAAAUUCCGAUAUCUUAGUCCUGAUGGUCAUAUUGAAGAAGAAUUAUAUAAGCCUAAAUUCAUAUUUCAUUCCGCUCAUUUCUUCAUCAAUGAUUUUGAUGUAUUUUUGCAGUGGAUAUUUCGACAAUCAUUCUUUAUAUUACAUCAUAUAAGGAAGGGAAUAUUCAACAUAAAUAGAACAGAACAAAGAAAAUAAAAAUAACACGGAUGCAUGCAUGUCUCACUGUCUAAGCUGUCUGGCUGCCUAGACUACCGGCCUGUCUAGAGAGUCUCUCUUCCUUUGCCUUCACUUCUGUGAACUUUUUUCUUCGUAUAUUUAUAUCUUUACAAAACAAUAAUAAAGUAAAACAAGUGUUAUUCAAAUAAAGCUAUGCCUAAUUUCAAAGUGCAAAAUUUUUUUUCAUUUAAAAAUUUCGAAAACAAUUUAAAAAUUUAAAUGUAGACUUGGCGACUCAAUUUUUUUUCAAAAUGUAGCCCGUUCUUUGCUGAAUAGAGCUAUGUAAUUAGAAAUGUUCCAUCGUUUCUUGGUUUUCCAGAAACAAGCAUUCUUUUCGAUCAGUGGGUCCAAAAACCAUGGUUUUCUAGAAAACAUGCUUCCGAACAUUUUGAACAAAAGUGUCCGCUAGACAAAAGAAAGAGCAUGGUCUGAAACCCUUAAGUUCUAAAUAGCGUCAAAUCAGAUGUACCAUUAUCAUGUUUGGUUUUGGAUGGAACACGCCUAUUCAUGCUAAAAAUAUAAUGCAGAUUGAGUAAAACAAAGAAAUAUCUUUCAUAAUGAUUUUCAAGCAUCAAUGAUCUAAAUGUUGGGUCUUAGAGAUAUGAAAAAAAUGGUGACAGCGGUGAGAUUCGAACUCACGCCCUUUCGGACCGGUGCCUUAAACCGGCGCCUUAGACCGCUCGGCCACGCUGCCUACUUAAUCCCAUAAUAAAAUCCCUUUACAUGAUAUUACUAAAGAGUCAUUAUACAUUAUUUAUGACACAUUUCAUAUAUCUAUAUAACAAAUUCAAUUAUUUUCUUAUCAGAUAUAGUUUGAUUUACAAACAGAAGUGUAGACUUUUGUAAAGAUAACUAAUUCACAAUCGCUAUCAUUUAUGACAAUCAGAAAGCAGAACAAAAAAAACUUUUUUUUCUUAGCCGCGGUUAUAUAAACUAUAACAAAGCUCACAGAGAGUUCAAAUCAACACAAGUGGAAUCAUAUCUUCAACAAUUUAGUAUUUAUAGUGUUAUUAAUAGUUUAUACUUCAUAGUUCCACUUAAAUAAUUAUCAGUAUUCGUUCUUUGCUUCUUCUCUUCUAUGAUCAACAUAAUAACACCUGGUAUUUAGUCGCAUAAUAUGAAACGCAUUUAAUUUGAUUUUAUCAAUCCGAUUACACUUAUUCAUGAUACUGUGCAUCUUCUGCAUUAAACAUUCAAUAUAUUAUAUUAAGCACCAAAUUUAUUUCUGAUCUGAGUUUCAGACGAUCUUAUUUAAAUAAAAAAAUAACAAUUUUCUAACGAAAGUACUUCAUUACUAUUAUGCUUGUUUUUUUCAAAAAAGUUUUUGAACUCCAGAAAUACUAAUGUAUUUUUUUGUUUGAAGAGAUACAUUCAUGAAAUACGAAUAUACUAAUCGAGAUUACCCUAUUUUUAAAUUAACAAUUUUCGUUUAGUCUUUCUUCUUAGUAUACGAACUAUCAAUAAAGUAAUGAAAAUACCAUGUAGUCAAUCAUUUCUCUUUCUCUUCUAUGCUUAGAGGAAAAAAGAAAGAAAGCAAAAAAUAAAAAUAAAAAUCGCAUAUACAGCGUUCGUAUUAUUAUAAAACAAAAAAAAAGAAGAGAACUUUCUUUGCAUCAAUAAGAAAAAAAAAAGAUGAAUCAUAAUUGACAAAGCAAUGUUUUAUACAGAGCACGUGUAUUUAUGGGAUAAAUAACAUUUUUUUUCAACAUCACGCGUAUAAAUCUUACACUCCAAUCGUUUGAAAAGGUGACUGAAAAGAAAGAAUCAAAACAACAAUACCGAAAAACUGUUUCGCAAUCACACAUAUAUUUAUUCACUAUGGCCUUAUCUCCACCAAAAAUGACUAAUGCAUGCAAUGAAGUUGGAAGUUUUAAAUGCAAUCGUAGUAGUCAAACAUAUGAUCAGCAAGAUGUUGACCAACAUCAAAGAUUUCUCGACGAACAGCUUGAUUGGCUAACUGUUGACCAUGAUGAUUUAAGACAAGAUCUUUUGGAGCGAAUCUUAACACCAAAAUAUCAUCCUUCAAUGACUGUAAUUGAUACAUGGGAACAAGAAAGUAUAGCAUGUAUUCGACGAACGGCUGUUUUUGCUCGACGAGCGCUUAUUGAUGCUUUAGAUCAACAUGUAUUUGAAAUAAGCAAUAAAUUAAAUAUAUUAACGCCAAAAUUACGCGAAGCACGUGAUCGUAUCGAACCUUUUGACGAAGAUGAUAUACGAAAAUGGGCUAGUAUCUUACAAGAGUUGAAGCAAAUGCCACUGUUUCCUGUUAUUAUCGACAAAGAAAAUAGUAUUCAUGGAUUAACUAUCGACCUUAGCACGCAUGAAAGAACUUCUCAUUCGGAAUCAAAUUGUGAAGAACCUACGCCACAUACUUUACUUUCGAUUAUUCGUAAUCCUACUUCUUCAAUGUCAAUGUCUAAUAGAAUGGAAUGUCAAACAAGAUCUACAAGUGCCCUGAAAAACAUUCACGCAAAAAAUAAAGCAGUAAAAUUUGAUGAUAUUUCUUCAAAUAGAUCAGAGACCAUUACGCCAAGAGGAGUUCUCAUUAUUAGAGAAUCACAAAAUGAUGAGACUACUACUCUUCGUAUUCAAUAA